Naegleria lovaniensis is the source of this 2244-nucleotide messenger RNA. RefSeq lists its product as uncharacterized. NCBI's taxonomy places the organism in Eukaryota, Heterolobosea, Eutetramitea, Acrasida, Naegleriidae. Gene Ontology annotation, molecular function: microtubule binding; microtubule motor activity; ATP binding. The transcript is spliced from 8 exons. The coding region runs from base 1 to 2244 and encodes 747 amino acids. Gene Ontology annotation, biological process: mitotic spindle organization; microtubule-based movement. The record is from RefSeq and is a predicted model, not a curated record.
AUGUAUUUCAAAAAACAAGGCACCAUGAAACGAAGCCUUAUUCACUCCAUCUUUUCGGUACCACCACCAGCUCAACAACAACAACGAAAUCCAUCUCUUUCUUCAUCAACCACCAAACGAACGUUACUUACGAACGGAUUCUUCCAAAAGCACCUCAAGCCUAACGAUGAAAAAAUGCAAACGACUGCUCCCCCAGAACAUUACCAGCAGCAGCAUCACGAGCUUCAUCCACAGACGGAAGAGCUCGAACGACCACCGUCGGAAUGUGCAUCAACAUCAUCAUCAGGUUCUUUUAGUGGUUUAUCAUCGCGAAUAGAGGUCAUUUGUCGAUUUCGGCCGCUUAACGAGAUGGAACGAGAGCAUGAUCCCGAAAGCUCGGUAAUAUCGUUUGAAGAUGGAGAUGAAAACACUUGUAUUUUUAAAUCAAAAAGAGUUGUACAUAAUUUUACAUUUGACAAAAUAUUUAAUGAUCACUCGACACAGGAAGAAAUUUUUGAAUUUGUUGGAAAACCUGUCAUAGAGGAUGUUUGUAAAGGAUAUAAUGGCACAAUAUUUACAUAUGGUCAAACUGGCUCUGGUAAAAGCUUCACAAUGAUGGGAGCAGGUGAGGAUAUCAAAGGUUUCUCUGAUCAUCCAAAGCUGAAAGGUAUUAUACCUCGAUCCAUUGACUAUUUAUUUCAGGUAAUAGAAGAAAAUUCAGAUGUUUCGUAUACCAUUGACGUCUCCUUUAUUGAGAUCUAUAUGGAGAGAAUUAAGGAUUUAUUGGACCCUGUUCAAAAACAAUUAAAAAUUGAGAGAAAGGAGCCAAAAGGUGUAUUUGUGAAAGGAGCCAAGGAAGUUCGAGUGCACACAAGCAAAGAAAUAUUUCACUUGUUGAAAAAAGGAGCCUCACAUCGAGUAAUUUCUUCAACACGUAUGAAUUCUGAAAGUUCUAGGUCACACACAAUAUUUAUUCUUUCCCUAAGUCAAAAGAAUCGUACAACAUCAGAAACAAAAUAUGGCAAAUUAAUUCUUGUAGAUCUUGCAGGGAGUGAAAAAACAAAGAAAACCGGUGCGGUGGGGACAACACUGGAGGAGGCAAAACAAAUUAACAAAUCGCUCUCAGCAUUAGGAAUGGUUAUUUAUGCACUCUCAGAUUCUAGCGGAAGCAAGCACGUACCUUAUCGAGAUUCUAAAUUAACAAGAUUAUUAGAAGAUUCAAUAGGAGGAAAUUCAAGGACAAAGCUAAUCAUAAAUUGCUCAAUGAGUACUUUAAACGACGAAGAAACCUUAUCGACCUUACGCUUUGGGUCAAGAGCAAAAAGAAUCCAAAAUAAGGUGAAAGUGAAUCGAGAGUUAUCACAAAAGGAGCUCAAGUCAAUGCUCGAUAAGGCAAAAGAAGAAGUGUUGCAAUUACGACAAGUAAUUAAUUCGCUCAAGGUACAACAAAAAGAAGACGAGAAUAUUGAAAAACUGAUCAUUAGACAAGAAAUUGAUGGUGUCACAAAGGAAAAGGAAAAACUGCAAGAAUUAUUGGAGGAGCUUUCCGAUCUUGCGAAGAGAGGAAGUGCUGAAGUUUUGAAGAGCAAGGUACUGCGUUCCGCUUCAAUAGUUCAUACGCACAAAGGAGAGAAUUACGCACCGAGAAGGCGAUCCAUGAUUGUGGGUCGUUUGAAUCGAGGAAUGGAAGGGCUUGAGUGCACCUCACCUCUUGGAUUUUAUGACAAGAACGAAAGCUUUUCUGAAACAUCUUCAGUCGCUGAUGAAGAGGAUGACAUUGAAGCUUGGACAGAAUUCCAAGAAUAUGUAGACAAGAUUGACAAACUGCAAUUGGAGUGUUCGAAUCUGACGCAACAGAACUACAAGUUAGAACAGCAAAUGGCAGCGCUGACAGAUAGGAAUCACGCUCUUGAACAGCUCUUGCGCCAAACGCAAAACGAACGAGAUAUGUGGAAACAAGAGGCUUUAGACGUUUCUGACGUUCUGAAUCGAACGCUACAAAGCAAAAUCCAAGACUCGAUACGUAAUCAGAAUACAAUGAACAGUAACAUUAAGGCAAUUGAGAUGUUAACUCUGGAGAUGAAGACCCUGCAAAGCCAAGUAUGCUUUUUUGAUAUUUCAACCCGAUCUACCCUUAAAGAAUGUGGUGCUUUGAUGUUUACGCUAACCAAAAGUGGCUUAGUUAAUAGAGCAUCUUCCCCGCAUCUCGUACCGGCGUCUCCUAAUAGCAGGAGUCAUCCAAACCUGUUGAAUAUUAAGCUGUGA